This is a messenger RNA of Hypoxylon trugodes, 1508 nucleotides long. Its product is annotated as Zn-dependent exopeptidase. Gene Ontology annotation, molecular function: metalloexopeptidase activity. The record is from RefSeq and is a predicted model, not a curated record. NCBI's taxonomy places the organism in Eukaryota, Fungi, Ascomycota, Sordariomycetes, Xylariales, Hypoxylaceae. Gene Ontology annotation, biological process: proteolysis. The coding region runs from base 275 to 1390 and encodes 371 amino acids. The transcript is spliced from 5 exons.
AGGGUUGUCUUAAAUAUGAUAGGGAGGUACAGCCAUCCGACAUAGGAAGUUAUUUACACAGCCACAUGCUCAAUUGAUGUAAACACAUGCAUUUAUACCUCCCUAUUAUCUCGAGGAACAUAAGAAGGAUUGACUCGGCUACCCAUCGCUAGAGUCUAAGGGAGUCUCCAAGCCGGAUACCAACCAUUUUCCAGCCCAACUAUCACACCUUCUGUCAAUUCAACAGCUUUCCUCACUGACCUUGACUGUGCAUACAUACACUCUUAAUUUGAGAAUGGUUCGCUCAAUUCUAAUCGCGGCUCUAGCAGCUACCUCUGCUGCUAUCUCAGUCGGACGUCGAGAUGCACCCAAGGAACAACUUUUCACGAUCCAGCUAGAACCAGGCGUCACUCGAACCGUAACUGAACAGGAGAAAUGGGCUCUGAAGGACGAGGGCAAGACGUUUAUAGACAUUACUAACCACCCUAACUUCGCGACCCCGGCAACAGCAGCCAAGAGCGCCGUCAAGGUCGCAGCUGUGGCGUACCCAUCAUCCAUGACCCAAACGGAAACCGUCGACGGCCUCAUCGCAAAGUUGAACAAGACAUCGGUUGAAGACAGACUGACAACCUUUUCCAACUUCUUUAACCGAUACUACGAUUCCGAGCUUGGCAAGAACUCUUCCGAGUGGCUCCUCAAACAAGUCACGGAUGUUGCUUCAGCAAGCGGGGCGACGAACGUGACAGUCAAGCCCUUUGCUCAUGACUGGCCCCAGAACAGCAUUAUCGCUACGAUUCCCGGAAAGUCUACUGACAAGAUUGUCGUUGGUGCACACCAAGACUCAAUCAAUGGCCGAAACCACAGCGCACGAGCUCCCGGUGCUGAUGAUGACGGAUCUGGUAGCAUCGGCAACCUAGAAGCCUUUAAAGUCCUCCUAAGCGACCCCAAGAUCCAGGCUGGCGAAGCUACCAACACGAUCGAGUUCCACUGGUAUGCAGCUGAGGAGGCGGGUCUAUACGGCAGCUCUGAUAUCUUCGACAAGUACAAUUCCACCGGGGAGGUUGUCAAGGCUAUGCUUGAACAGGACAUGACAGGCUACGGAAAUAACCCGAUGGGUGUCAUCACCGAUUACGUCGACCAAGACCUUACGGCCUUCAUCCGCAAAGUCAUUGACCAGUACGCCACAAUCGGCUACGUAGACACCAAAUGCGGUUACGCCUGUUCCGACCACGCUUCCGCCUCCGCCGCUGGCUACCCCUCGGCCUUCGUCAUUGAGGCAGCGAUGGACCUCACAAGUCAGUACAUCCACACCGCGGACGACACCCUCGACCGCGUCAACUUCGACCACGUGAUUGAGCACUCCAAGCUCGUCGUGGGCUUCGCGUACGAACUUGCUUUCGCGUCUUUGUAGAAUGGGGGAGACUUGGAGCUUUGGGUCUUGGUACUACGUGAGCAUUAGAGGGAAUCCUUUCCCGCAGUCUUACCUAGGCACGUAAUCAAUAAAUACAAUGAUAUACUUCUAUCACAGA